This is a messenger RNA of Exserohilum turcica Et28A, 1185 nucleotides long. RefSeq lists its product as uncharacterized. Gene Ontology annotation, biological process: L-leucine biosynthetic process. The transcript has 6 exons. Lineage: Eukaryota; Fungi; Ascomycota; Dothideomycetes; Pleosporales; Pleosporaceae. The record is from RefSeq and is a predicted model, not a curated record. Gene Ontology annotation, cellular component: cytosol. Gene Ontology annotation, molecular function: magnesium ion binding; 3-isopropylmalate dehydrogenase activity; NAD binding. The coding region runs from base 42 to 1136 and encodes 364 amino acids.
AUUUUCUCCAAUUCGAAACAUACACAUUACUCGUACAAACAAUGACUGCCCACAAUAUUGUUGUUCUCGCCGGUGACGGUGUCGGCCCCGAGGUUGUUGCCGAAGCAUUCAAGAUCCUCAAGGUCAUCGAGAAGCACACGGACAACACGUUCAACUUUCAAGAGCAUCUCUUUGGGGGUUGCUCAAUAGACGCGCACAACAACCCUCUUACCGACGAGGCGCUCAAUGCCGCAAAGAACGCUGAUGCCAUUAUCCUCGGCGCUGUCGGCGGCCCGAAAUGGGGAACAGGCAAGGUGCGCCCCGAGCAGGGCAUCCUCAAACUCCGCAAAGAACUCGGUACCUUUGGAAACCUGCGACCGUGCUUCUUCGCCUCAGACUCGCUCGUCGAGUCUUCGCCGCUCAAAGCCGAGAACGUGCGCGGCGUAAACUUCAACAUCAUCCGCGAACUGACGGGCGGCAUUUACUUUGGCGACCGGAAAGAGGACGAGGGCGAUGGCAAGGCCAUGGACACGGAGCCAUACAGUGUUGAAGAGAUUGAGCGCGUUGUGCGUCUAGCAGGCAGUCUUGCCUCUGUCGAGGAUCCGCCGGUACCCGUGUGGAGUUUGGACAAGGCCAACGUGCUUGCAACAUCGAGACUGUGGAGGAAAACAUUUGAGCGCAUCAUGAAGGACGAGUACCCGCAUCUCAAGUCGGGCACCCACCUCAUCGACUCGGCAGCCAUGCUCAUGAUCAAGAACCCACGAGCGCUCAACGGUGUGGUCGUUACCAGCAAUCUGUUUGGUGACAUCAUCAGCGACGAAGCCAGCGUUAUCCCCGGUAGCUUGGGUCUGCUGCCAAGUGCCAGUCUAGGCGGUAUUCCCGACGGCAAGACCAAGCUGAAUGGUAUCUACGAGCCUAUUCAUGGCUCCGCACCAGACAUUGCCGGCAAGGGCAUCGUCAACCCCAUUGCCACCGUUCUCUCCAUCAGCAUGAUGUUCAAGUACUCGCUGUGCCUUCCAGAGAUUGCGCAAAAAAUCGACGAGGCUACAAAAAUCACCAUCGACAAGGGCGUGCGAACCGCCGAUAUCGGCGGAAGCUCAACUACAAGCCAGGUCGGCGAUGCCAUAGCUGCGGAACUCGAGACGCUGCUAAAGUAGAGUUUGAGUUUUAAAAAUAAAAUAAAGUAAAAUUGCAUCUGAGUUUUCC